AUGGCUGAAGAAAAGAAAACAUGUGGAACCUUGGACAAGCUAAAUACGGUAGCACAACGUAUGGAUUAUUUAUUGCCUGAAACAUCGAAAGCAUUCCAAUUUGAGGAAAAGCCAAAGUUGAUACAAGAGUCUUCAUGGACGAAAACUGUUCCAUACAAACAUUGGCACAAUUACGUGAAACCUACCAAUAGUAUAGGCAGUAUCUUUACACCUAGUGUAUGUCAUCGGGCCAGAAUCUUGACGAAACGCAAAAUCAAACCUGCACAAUGGUAUCCUCUCAGUGCUGACAAAAUACUUGCAACUCCACCUCGCAUUCUUAUAGAACGACAUAACAAAGAAAUUCAACAAAGAGUUGCUGCUGCGGAAAAGAAAUGCGAUUCCCUACCUGAGAAUAUAAUUAGUUUGAAAGAUUUAGCAGAUGGUACGUGGUUGCAGAAAAAAAGUCGUAAGGCCAGAGCCUUGAAAAGAAAAGAGUUGUACAUACAUAAGGGAAGGAUAAUGAAAAAGAAAUUGGAUCGAGAGAUUGUACCUUACGUCGAAGCAGAAAUUCCAAAAUCCGUUGAAGAACAAUUAACCGAAUUAACAGUGGCAAUUGACAAGGAACAAACGCGAACCACAACCGAGGAUGUUGCUAAAGUAGUUUAUCUCAGAGAUUAUUGUAUAAGUGAUCAUCAUUUACAACCAUAUGAUUAUACUAAUAUUGAUGCAGCAAAGAGACGUAUUAUUGGUAAAUUGCAAGAACGUAAAGAUUUCAAUAAAAUAAUAAAAGAUUUGGAACCAGAAAUAAUUGAUGAUUAUAAGCAAAGCCUUCGAAGUGCAAUAGUGGAUUAUAUUCUAAUGGAUUCUGAUGAACGGAAACGUUUAUCUAUCGAAAUUCUACCUAUCGAAUUUCCCGUUUUAUGUAUUCGCUCACCAGUACCUUGGCAUCAAUCCAAGGUCACAGCAGAUCAUUUGAUGCGACAUUGUCUUUUUAUUGGAAAUGCGAUAUUGAAGGACAUCCGCGAUCUAUGGUUUUCAAAAUAUCGUCAAACAAGAAUUAUUCGCACUCAAGAUUUCGGCACAUUCCCCAUUCCAGCUGCGGAAAUCGAACCAAAAUUGAAUGCCCUAUGUGCCGCUGCUACCGAUGUUCUCGUUAAAGAAUGGCUAGCCGACGUAGCAGAAAUUUUCCUCGAGAAGAAAUACGCUUGGUCACAAUUCUUUGAGAUGCGGCCAGAUGCGUCCACUGCGAUGAUCGAAAAAUAUUUUCGCAGCGUUAAUUCUUUGUUAUCAAAGCAACUACGAAUUAUGAUAACGGAAACAUUGGAAGACUUUAGAGACUUUUUUAUGCAGUACAAAGCUGGUAAUGCGUUCGAAGGGGAUUAUGAAGAACUCAAAUUUCUAGAAACUCCUUUCAUAACGGUGAAAGUGGAACCGGAACUCUUCACAACGAAAUUGCGCUGCAAGCCGAGCAUCCUGCAAUUGCACACUACGAUCUCGCGAUGUUUCGAUAAAAUCAUUAAGGUGGGCGCUACAAUACCUAAGAUUGAAACCAUUCUAUUUCCGGAAUUAAGGCAGACAAGUUAUUUAUUCCCUAUCUCGCGCUUUGAAGAUAUGGUAUUAAAAGUCAUCAGCGACGUAUUGGAUGUGAUCGCUAAGCAUAUAACUGGUCCUGAUAGUUAUCUCAAAUGCUACGAAAACUUGCUGUAUAUUACAAGUGGAAUAGCUGAAGAGAAAUUAAAUAAUUUUUUUAAACUCGAACCUGUACCAUUAUUGCGAGACUUCGAGCAACAGAUAAAGGCAUACGACACUCUGCGAAAAGAGAUUUCUAUGUUUCGAUGUAAGGUCCCAUUGAACAUGAUCGAGAUCGAUUGUAGUGCUGUGAAUGAUACAAUGAGGGAAAUUUUACACGCGCUUCGAAGUAGAAUAUGCAAUUUCUUCGCAGACGAGCUACGAGUCAAUAAUCGCGAAUUGUGCUCGAUCUUUGAUGAGAUAGCGGAGAAUAUUUCGAAAAUGCCAGAAACAACGCAGCAAGUGGUCGAAUUAUACAAUUAUCUGUGCGAAAGCCGUGAUACAACGAUGUUUAAUCUAAAAAGACGAUUAGCCCGUUCGAUCGAAUUGACAUUGUUUCUCUUCGAUUACCAGCCACUUUCAGACGAGGACAUUUAUUUAAACUCGCGCACGAUUACUUGGCCGAAGGAAAUGGAAGUUGUAAUGGAAUUGGCAAGCAACAGAUUGAUCAUGAGAAAAGAUUUCUUGGAAACGCUGCUUCGCUCGAGACGAGACACCUUCGAGAAAAAGAUAAAUACAAUGCAAUUAGGGAUCGAGCAAUUUAAACGGAAGGAUCCGCCGGUUCUUACGAUGGAAGAAAUGGAGCAGGCCGUGGAGGAAAUCGAACAUAUUUCCACGAUCAUGGCAGAAAUACGUAAAGAAGCCGAGGAGAUCAAUGAAGAGGAGGGAUUGCUCGAUAUGGAACUGAGUCCGUAUAUGGAGCUACCAAUUAUGUCUAAUACAGUGGAUAUCUUUGACAAACUAUGGCACACUGCUCUAGAUUUUCACCGAAAUUAUGAUAAAUGGUUCUAUGGUCCAUUUAUAGGUUUAGACGCCGAGCAAGUACGCGAGGAGACAGAAAAUACAUGGCGAAUUUUGUAUAAACUGUCGCGCGUACUUACGGAAGUGCCGGGCGCAAGGCGCGUUGCCGAAAUGGUACGCGGUAAAGUGGAAAAAUUCCGACAAUUUAUACCAGUGUUGCAAACUAUUUGCACACCGGGUCUACAAGCCCGGCAUUGGGAAGCAAUUAGCAAAAUUGUCGACUUGACAAUAAUACCAACAGACACUAGCAAUCUAUCGGAGAUGAUAGAAUAUGGUCUACCUGCUUACAUCGCUAAGUUGGAAGAGAUAGCUUCAGCGGCCACAAAAGAAUAUACUCUGCAGCGAAAUCUGCAAAAGAUGAAGGAAGAAUGGCAAGAAGUGUACUUCGAGUUAACUCUUUAUCGCGAGACUGGGGUGGCCAUACUAACCGCUGUGGACGACAUACAAAUGUUGCUGGAUGAUCAUAUACUUAAGGCACAAACUAUGCGCGGUUCGCCUUUUGUGAAAGCGUUUGAAGAAGAAAUGCAGCAAUGGGAAGAAAAGCUGAUAAUGAUGCAAGACAUUAUUGAUCAGUGGCUGCUUUGUCAAUCCACGUGGAUGUAUCUAGAACCGAUAUUCAGCAGUGAAGACAUUAUGCGUCAGAUGCCAACCGAGUCGAGAAACUUCCGUAGAAUCGAUAAGAUCUGGCGCAACAUUAUGUUAUACGUCUCGGAUAAUAAACGAGUGAUCGAUGCUACUGCGAUGCCAAAUAUGCUGCAGGAAUUCAAACUCUGCAACUCGCUGCUCGAGGAAAUUCAGAAAGGUCUGAACGAUUACUUAGAAAAGAAACGUUUAUUCUUCCCGCGAUUUUUCUUUCUGUCGAACGAUGAGCUUUUGGAAAUCCUAUCCGAGACUAAAGAUCCGCAGCGAGUACAACCUCAUCUACGAAAAUGUUUCGAGGGUAUAAGUAAGCUCCGUUUCACUAAAGACGAAGAGAUUAUUGGUAUGUUGUCGGCUGAAGAGGAAUAUGUGCCUUUGAGUGGUAAAAUUUAUCCCGCUGAUGCGAAAGGUAUGGUUGAGAGAUGGCUAUGUCAAGUAGAGGAACUUAUGGCAAUUUCGCUGCGCGACACAGCCGAGGAAAGUGUAAUCGCUUACUUCGAGGCCAUACGUGAGGAAUGGGUGCUUUCGUGGCCCGGUCAGAUUAUCAUUUGUAGUAGUCAGAUACAUUGGACUAGCGAGGUAUACGAAUCUUUCGAGGAUCGCACCACGGCGUCCUAUUUGCACAAAUGCACCGAUCAGAUAGAAGACAUCGUAACACUUGUACGUGGUAAAUUGGAACCUGGUGCCAGAAUAACAUUGAAUGCUCUAAUAGUAAUAGAUGUGCAUGCUCGAGACGUGGUGAAGCUGCUGGUUGACAAGCAAGUAGACAAUCCCUUGGACUUUAAUUGGAUAGCGCAAUUGCGCUAUUAUUGGCUGGAUGACUGUAUCACUGUCUCUAUGAUUACAACUAACAUUAUGUAUGCCUUUGAGUAUCUUGGCAACACAUCUAGAUUGGUAAUUACACCGUUGACAGAUCGAUGCUAUAGGACUUUGAUGGGCGCAUUGAAGUUGAACCUCGGUGGUUCACCAGAGGGACCUGCAGGUACUGGCAAGACGGAAACAGCCAAGGAUCUCGCCAAGGCCGUGGCUAAGCAAUGCAUUGUGUUCAACUGCUCCGAAGGACUAGAUUACAAAGCGAUGGGCAAAUUUUUUAAAGGUAUCGCUCAAUCUGGAGCCUGGGCGUGUUUCGAUGAAUUCAACAGGAUUGACUUGGAAGUACUUUCAGUAAUCGCGCAACAGAUACUAUCGAUACAGAUGGCCAUAAGCAUGAAAUUGGAUAAGUUUGUAUUCGAGGGCACUGAGUUAAAAUUGAAUCCCACUUGCAAUGUCAUUAUAACGAUGAAUCCGGGCUAUGCAGGUCGACAGGAACUACCAGACAAUUUAAAAGCUCUCUUCCGAACGGUGGCGAUGAUGGUACCGGACUACGCCAUGAUUGGUGAAAUCACUUUAUACUCAUACGGCUUCAUGGAUGCUAAAAAUCUUGCAGAGAAAAUUGUUCAUACCUACAAAUUGUGCUCCGAGCAACUAAGUUCACAAAAUCACUACGAUUAUGGCAUGCGAGCUGUCAAGACCGUGCUAAUAGCGGCUGGGAAUUUGAAACUUAAAUAUCCGAAACAGGACGAAUCCAUCCUAGUUCUUCGCGCCAUCAUCGACGUCAAUCUGCCUAAGUUUCUGUCUCAGGACGUUUCUCUUUUCAAUGGCAUUUACACAGAUCUUUUCCCAGAGGUGCAUCUACCUCAACCGGAACGUGGCGAACUAAUAAAUAUGUUAAAAGUAAAUCUUGAGAAACGAAACCUGCAAGCUACUGAUUGGUACUUGGAAAAAAUCGUGCAGAUCUAUGAAAUGAUACUCGUACGACAUGGUCUGAUGAUCGUCGGUAUGGCUUUAAGUGGAAAGACUCAGGCUUAUCAAACGUUAGCUGACGCCCUAGGUGAUUUAUCGGGUAUACGAAAAGCUACGAUGCGGGAAUACCGUACAAUUUACCGAGUGAUCAAUCCUAAGGCCAUCACGUUGGAUCAAUUAUAUGGUAGCUUUGAUCCAUUGUCACACGAGUGGAAGGAUGGCAUAUUAGCCAAUACGUUUCGCGAAUACGCGCAAUCUGUUUCGCUGGAACGCAAAUGGAUCAUAUUUGACGGUCCGGUAGAUGCGAUCUGGAUAGAGAGCAUGAAUACCGUAUUGGAUGAUAAUAAAAAACUCUGCUUAAUGUCCGGCGAAAUUAUACAGAUGUCCGUCAAAAUGAGCAUGAUGUUCGAGCCGGCUGAUCUCGAACACGCUUCACCAGCCACUGUCAGCAGAUGCGGUAUGAUUUAUAUGGAACCUUCUCAAUUGGGUUGGCCACCUAUCCUCGAAUCUUACAAGAAACAUCUCAAGGAAAAAUUAUUGUUUGAACAGUAUGAACUUGUUAUUGAACUCAUCGAAUGGUUGACCGAGCCGAUAUUACGUUUUAUUCAAUAUAAUUGUAAAACUUUUAUCGAUAUAUCAGAAAUGCAUAUGUUUCUGUCCUUUACAAGAGUAUUCAGUAUGAUGUUAGCAGAAGAAACACAAGUGAGUACAGUGUGGCUUCAGUGCGUGUUGCUCUUCAGUAUGGUUUGGGGCAUGUGUUCAACAUUAUUGAGCGGUAGCAGAAAACUUUUUGAUGUAUAUUUGCGAAAACUAUUACUCGGUAAUAUCGACGAGUAUCCUAAGCCGAAGGUGUUCAAACUGACAAAGCAACAAAUCUUUCCUGAUAGAGGCACGGUGUACGAUUGGAUUUACGAUAAGAGAAACAAUGGCUGCUGGAUAUCCUGGAUAGAUACUAUGCAGCAGGUACCUUUAUCAGCAACAGCGAAAGCCAGCGAGCUGAUCAUCCAGACAACUGAAACAUCCAUUCAGCAUUUCUUUAUCAAACAAUUUAUGCGCAGAUCAAUUCCGAUUUUGUUUGUGGGUCCAACGGGCACUGGCAAGUCCGCUAUCGUUCUGAAUUAUCUCAUGUCAUUGCCUCGGGAGAAAUUUCUGGAGAAUGUUAUAAACUUCAGUGCUCGUACCAACGCGCCGCUGACACAAGAAAUAGUCAUGUCAAAGUUGGAUAGAAGGAGAAAAGGGGUUUAUGGACCCGCUAUGGGAAAAAAGUGUGUAUUAUUUGUAGAUGAUCUCAGCAUGCCUCAAGUAGAAAUGUACGGCGCUCAACCGCCUAUAGAACUGCUUCGUCAAUGGAUAGAUCAUGGUUACUGGUUUGACCCGAAGGAUACCUCGAUUCUAUAUCUAGCAGAUAUAUUGCUAAUCGCGGCUAUGGUACCACCCGGAGGCGGCUCGAAUAUCGUAACACCGAGAUUUACUCGUCAUAUGCACGUGAUUGGCAUCGAUUCUUUCGAAGAAGCCACGAUGAUGAAGAUCUUUUCAUCGAUUCUCGAUUGGCACUUCGCAAAGGGUUUCAUCAUGGAGGUUUCACGGUUGAGCAAAAUGAUGGUGAAUGCUACCCUGGAUAUAUUUCUUGGAGCCAUUAAGAAUUUUCUGCCGAUACCAUCAAAAAGCCAUUACAAGUUCAACUUGCGUGAUUUUAGUCGGGUUAUUAACGGUGUGCUUCUUGUGCCGGCUGCUAGAAUGAGAGAUCCCAACAAACUUAUUAGGCUAUGGAUUCAUGAGAUAUAUCGAGUUUUUCAUGACAGAUUGAUAGAUGACACUGAUCGUGAAACGUUAUUUAAAAUGGUGCGACACACGUGCUAUGAUCAGUUGCGCCAGCCGUUGGACAAGGUGCUCGCCAAUUUGUUGAAGCCAGGUGAGAAGAUGAUCACGAGUUCUCACAUUCGCGAUCUUUUCUUCGGCAAUUACAUUGAGCCCGACGCUGAUCCGAAAAUAUAUGAUGAGAUAACGAAUCUGGAAGAUCUCCAGGAGAAGAUGGAUUACUAUCUGGCUGAAUAUAAUGCAGUUUCGCAGACGCCAAUGAAUCUGGUGCUGUUUCGAUACGCCAUCGAACAUGUCUCUCGCAUAUCUCGUGUACUGCUGCAGGAUAACGGUCAUGCCCUGCUCGUUGGAAUGGGCGGUUCCGGUCGCAACUCUUGUGCCAGACUAGCGACUAGUAUGUGCGAAUAUUUGAUACAGCAAAUCGAGAUCACGAAGACUUAUGAAAUGCCUGAAUGGCGAGAGGAUCUAAAAUACUUAUUACUGCGCGUUGGUUGCGAUGGCAAACCUACCGUCUUCAUCUUCGGCGAUCAUCAAAUCAAAGAUGAGUCUUUUAUCGAGGAUAUUAACAUGAUCUUGAAUACUGCAGAUGUACCCAACUUGUACGCGGUAGAAGAGAAGGCAGAGAUAUUGGAAAAAAUGACGACUGUGGCGCGAGAAAUGAGUGGCGGUAAAAAGGUGGAAACGACGCCGAUGGCGCUCUAUAAUCUCUUUAUUGAGAGGAUCAAAAAAAAUCUUCAUGUAAUUUUGACAAUGUCACCGAUAGGCGAGGCAUUUCGAAAUCGUCUAAGAAUGUUUCCAUCACUCAUCAAUUGUUGCACCAUCGAUUGGUAUACAUUAUGGCCGGAAGAUGCUCUCGAGAGAGUAGCCAGGAUGUCAUUGAGAGAUUUAGAUAUUGGUUCAGAAUUACGAGAGAAAUGCGUGCAAAUUUGCAAGCAAUUCCAUACAAGCGUCUCCAUAACAAGCGAGGAUUACUACUUGACAUAUAGCAGACGCUAUUAUGUAACACCCACUAGUUUCCUACAGUUAAUCAAAUCCCUAUAUAGAUUGUACGGGCAAAAGAUCGAACAGAUCACCAUUCAACAGAAUCGCUACGAAACCGGUUUAGAGAAACUGGAUUUUGCCGCCGGCCAAGUGGCGAUUAUGCAGGACGAAUUACAACAAUUACAACCCAAAUUACUGGCGCAGUCACAAUUGAGCGACAAACUGAUGAUCCGAAUCGAACAAGACACUAUCAACGUGGAAGCGAAAAAGGAAAUUGUAGCAGCCGACGAAGCCUUGGCAAACGAAGCGGCAGCAGCGGCACAAGCCAUCAAAGAUGAUUGUGAAAGUGACUUGGCAGAAGCUACUCCAGCACUAGAAUCUGCCCUGGCGGCAUUAGAUACUCUGAAACCGGCAGACAUCACAAUCGUGAAGGCGAUGAAGAGUCCUCCAGCUGGUGUUAGAUUAGUGAUGGAGGCAGUUUGUGUACUGAAAGGCGUAAAGCCGGACCGAGUUCAGGAUCCAAUCACCGGUCAGAUGAUAGAUGACUAUUGGCCCGCGUCGAUCAAGCUUCUAGGUGACAUGAAGUUUUUAGAAAACUUGAAAAACUUUGAUAAGGAUAAUAUACCGCCCGCAUAUAUGAAACGCAUUCGCGAAAGGUUCAUAAAUGAUCGAAGCUUCCAACCGGAAGCGAUUAAGAAGGUCUCCACCGCCUGCGAAGGUCUCUGCAAAUGGGUGCGUGCCAUGGAAGUAUACGAUCGUGUAAUUAAGGUUGUGGCACCAAAGAAAGCGAUGCUUGCGGAAGCCGAGGCUGCAUUGGCCGCGCAGAUGGAAAUGCUUAAUGAAAAGAGAGCUCUACUGCAAGAGGUAACGCAGAAAUUGCAGUCUUUGAACGAUGAGUUCGCUGAAUGUAUGCGCGAAAAGAAGAAGCUCGAGGAUCAGAUUGAUUAUUGCAGACAGAAAUUAGAAAGGGCAGAGAAACUACUUGGCGGCCUGAGUGGUGAAAAGGAUAGAUGGAGUGAAACUGCCAAUAAACUGGGCGCCAGUCUAGGUAACGUGAUCGGAGACGUUCUAUUAUCAUCUGGGAUGGUAGCUUAUCUGGGAGCGUUCACAGUGGAAUAUAGAAACAAAUUGAUCAAUCAAUGGCAUGCUUCUUGUAUGAAUGCAGCUAUACCGUGUAGUACCAAAUUUAAUUUGAUCGAUAUAUUGGGCGAACCGAUAGAAAUUAGAAGCUGGACUAUUCAGGAGCUACCGGCUGACAGUUUCUCAAUAGAAAACGGAAUAAUCGUGAAGCAUGCUGAUCGCUGGCCGCUCAUGAUAGAUCCACAGAAUCAGGCGAAUAAGUGGAUAAAAAACAUGGAAAAGCCAAACAAGCUGACAGUGAUUAAACUCACGGAUCCUAAUUAUGUAAGAGUGAUGGAGACUUCUAUUCAGCUAGGAACUCCAGUAUUAUUGGAGAAUAUUUUAGAAGAAAUCGACGCGAUUUUAGAGCCUGUAUUGUUGAAGAAUAUAUACAAACAACGCGGAGUGCUAUAUAUGAAGUUCGGAGAGACUGUAUUGGAAUACAAUCCAAACUUUCGAUUCUAUAUCACCACACGUCUUCGAAAUCCGCAUUACUUGCCCGAGAUCACGGUAAAGGUAACUCUAUUGAAUUUUAUGAUUACACCUCAAGGUCUGCAGGAUCAAUUGUUGGGCAUAGUUGUAGCCAAGGAGCUACCAACUUUAGAGGAGAAGAAAAAUCAAUUAAUAGUAGAAGGCGCAAACAACAGAAAGAUCUUGAAAGAGAUCGAGGAUAAGAUCUUGGAAGUUCUCACGACAUCGGAAGGUAACAUACUUGAAGACGAGACUGCUAUUAAGAUACUCUCGACUUCGAAGGUUCUAUCGGAAGAUAUUCAGGCGAAACAGGAGAUCGCAAUGAAAACUUCAGCGGAAAUAGAUAAAGCUCGCAAUGGUUACCAGCCAGUCUCGAAACACGGAGCGGUUCUCUUUUUUUGUAUCUCCGAAUUGGCCAAUAUUGAUCCUAUGUAUCAGUACUCAUUACCGUGGUUUCUGCAUCUCUAUGUCACGGCAAUAGCUCAUAGCGAACAUUCGGAUGAUCUAGACACGCGAAUGAAUAGUCUCAAUUCGUAUUUUACUGCGAGCAUUUAUAGAAAUGUAUGUCGGUCUCUAUUUGAAAAGGACAAAUUGAUAUUUUCUUUGGUCCUCUGCGUCGGUUUGCUACGUGCCGCUCACAAACUGGAGGAAGAUCUCUGGGUAUUUUUAUUGACAGGCGGAAUAGCCCUUGAUAAUCCUUAUCCUAAUCCUGAUCCUUCAUGGUUAUCUGACAAAUCCUGGUCCGAAGUCGUGAGAAGUAGCCUCUUACCGGGUCUCGAAAAAUUAAGAGAGUCCUUCCAGUCCAACAUAUCACAGUGGAAAAUGUAUUACGAUUUGUCCAAUCCGCAAGAGCAUCCAUUUCCGCCGCCCUUCGAGCGUGAGGGCGAGAGCUUGAGAAAACUCGUGAUUCUGAGAUGCGUGAGGAAGGACAAGCUGGUUGCUGCUGUUCAAGCGUUCAUCAUUCAUCAUAUGGGCGCAUCGUUCAUGGAGCCGCCGCCGUUUGAUCUCCAGAGUUCGUACGAUGAUUCAAACAACGUCACGCCAUUAAUCUUUGUGCUCUCACCUGGUUCGGAUCCGAUGGCCGGUCUGAUAAAAUUUGCCGAGGAUCGUGGAAUUUCGAAGAAGAAUCUUAUGACGAUAUCGCUGGGUCAAGGUCAAGGUCCGAUCGCAACCAGUAUGAUUGAAAGAGGCAUUAAAAGCGGCGAGUGGGUUAUUCUGCAAAACUGCCACCUUGCCAUCUCAUGGAUGAAGGAACUUGAUCGAAUAUGCGAUGAGAUAAUAGUACCCGAGAAUACGCAUCGCGAUUUUCGGAUAUGGCUGACUAGUUAUCCAUCUAAAGGAUUCCCGGUGUCCAUAUUACAGAACAGCGUUAAAAUGACGAACGAACCACCAAAAGGACUGAAGAACAAUUUACUGCGGAGUUACAUGAAUGAUCCCAUAUCGGAUCCUAAAUUCUUUCGCGAGUGUACGAAAGUAGUAGAAUGGAGAAAAUUGUUAUUCUCUCUAUGCUUCUUCCAUGCAGUGGUUCAGGAAAGACGGAGUUUUGGUCCACUCGGUUGGAACAUACCUUACGAGUUCAAUGAAUCUGAUUUACGUAUCAGUAUUCUACAAUUGCAACUAUUUUUAAAUGAUUAUAAUGAAGUGCCAUUUGAUGCACUGAUUUACCUAACGGGAGAAUGCAACUAUGGAGGCAGGGUAACUGAUGAUAAAGAUAGACGCCUGUUGAAUUCAUUGUUGAAGAAUUUUUACAAUUCCGAAGUUAUUACAAAGAUACGAUACUCUUUUUCUCCGAGUGGAAUUUAUCAUAUGCCAGAAGAUACCGAUCAUGACGAAUGUCUGAAGUACAUUCGUAGUUUACCUAUUAAUCAGAUGCCAGAAGUUUUUGGCUUGCACGAAAAUGCAGACAUAGCGAAGGACAACCGAGAAGCAAUACAAUUAUUGGCUGGUGCACUUUUGACUCAGCCGCAAAUCAGUGGAAUAGGUGUCGAAAGAGACAUGGAUGAAGUGGUGUUCGCUCUAGCCGGUGAGAUUCUAUCAAAGAUGCGACCGCAAUUCGAUAUUGAAUCUGCAUCGAACAAAUAUCCAGUACUUUAUAUGAACAGUAUGAACACGGUGCUGCGUCAAGAACUUGUUAAAUUCAACGAACUUAUCAAUGUCAUCAAGGAAACGUUAAACAAUGUACAAAAGGCCAUCAGAGGACAAGUAUUGAUGUCACCGGAAUUGGAAGAAGUUUACGUUAGUAUGAGCAUCGGUAAAGUGCCGCUUGCUUGGGAUAAAAAGUCAUAUCCUAGCUUGAAACCGCUCGGUAGCUAUGUAAACGAUUUGUUGGCGAGAUUGCAAUUUCUACAAAAUUGGAUUGACCACGAUGCACCCAAUGUAUUUUGGAUAUCCGGUUUCUUUUUCACACAAUCAUUUUUGACGGCAGUGCUGCAAAAUUACGCUCGCAAGCAUAAGAUACCGAUCGAUCGCUUGGACUUCGAAUUCGAGAUCACUCCGUUCGAGUCGAGCGUCGAUACGGCUCCCUCGCAUGGAGUUUAUAUCAUCGGUCUCUUCUUGGAAGGAGCUCGAUGGAACAGAGAGAAGAGAUUGUUGGAUGAAUCUAAGCCUAAAAUAAUGUUCGAUAUGCUACCCAUUAUUUGGUUAAAACCUGGUAUAAAAAUUAAAUUUGAUAUAAGAGACGUAUAUCAUUGUCCAGUAUACAAAACAAGCGCUAGACGUGGCGUAUUAGCUACUACUGGACAUUCCUCCAAUUUUAUAUUGUAUAUCUUAAUCCCAACGGAUAUCGACGAAUCACAUUGGAUUAAGAGAGGUGUGGCUGCCCUUUGUCAACUUGAUGAUUAAAAAUGAUAAGUAUGAAUUAUUGAUAUGAGAAUUACAUAUACAAUUGAUUCAUCGUUAUUUCACGCGACAAUAUAUUGAAUAGCUAAUCAAAAAUUUAAUUAAUUAGCAAAAAAUAUUUUAAAACUCAAAG
Camponotus floridanus (Florida carpenter ant) is the source of this 12349-nucleotide messenger RNA. It is a transcript of the gene Dnah3, whose product is annotated as dynein heavy chain 3, axonemal. Bases 1 to 12219 code for a protein of 4072 amino acids. Gene Ontology annotation, molecular function: dynein light intermediate chain binding; ATP binding; ATP hydrolysis activity. NCBI's taxonomy places the organism in Eukaryota, Metazoa, Arthropoda, Insecta, Hymenoptera, Formicidae. Gene Ontology annotation, cellular component: dynein complex. Gene Ontology annotation, biological process: microtubule-based movement. The transcript has 13 exons. The record is from RefSeq and is a predicted model, not a curated record.